CGAAUUGAUAUCACCAGUUGCAAUCCAUUAUUUUCGGUAAACGGUCUCAAACUUAAGGCUGUCCAAAAUGAUUAAAUUGGUUUUCACAUUUACACUUUACAUGGUACUGCUCAAUAACGUUGUGCUCGGUGGAAAAAACGUUGUAUGCUACCUGGGUACAUGGGCCAACUACCGCCCUGGAGAUGGAAAGUUCGCAGUGAGCAACAUCGAUCCAACAUUGUGUACCCACUACAUCUACUCAUUUUUCGGAGUAAACAACGAUGGAACGAUAGCUAUUUUAGAUUCUUGGUUAGACCUACCAGAUGGCUUGAAUUUUAUCGCACAGUUUAACAACCUCAAGCAAGCUAAUCCUGCAUUGAAAACGUUGGCAGCCAUUGGUGGCUGGAACUUGGGAUCGGCUAAAUUUUCAACAGUUGCCAAAGACGCCACGCUGAGAAGCACCUUUGCUACACAGGCACGAAUUUUCUGUCAAAAAUAUGGAUUUGAUGGAAUUGAUAUUGACUGGGAAUAUCCGGCUCAACGGGAUGGUGACCGAUCUGUUGACAAAGCGAAUUUCGUUCUCAUGUUAAAUGAUCUGGAACAAGAAUUCAGUAACUAUGGGCUUCUGUUAACUGUGGCAGUGGCAGCAGCUGCUAAUUCUGCCGCAAUUUCGUAUGAUAUUCCCGGAAUAUCCGCCGUUGUUGACUACAUAAACUUAAUGGAGUAUGAUUUUCAUGGUUCUUACGACGGUAUAACCGGUGAAAAUGCUCCAUUGUAUGCUGGACCGGCAGAUAUAACUGCGACACAACAACAACUUAAUGUUGACAGUAGUGUUAAAUAUUGGCUAAAUCAAGGAGCUCCGGCAUCAAAACUGAACCUAGGAAUGCCAUUGUAUGGUAGAACAUACACCCUGUCUGAUGUCAAUCAAAAUGGUAUUGGAGCACCAGUUUCUGGUGCCGGGACUGCCGGUCCAUACACACAGGAAGCAGGAUUUAUGGGCUAUAACGAGAUCUGCGAGAACCAGCUUACUGGUGCAUGGACGGAUGUUUGGUACAAUGUCCAAAUGGUUCCUUAUGCUUACAACGGAAACCAAUGGGUUGGUUAUGAUAAUGCUCGAAGCAUUUUAGCGAAGUGCAACUUGAUAAAAACGUAUGGUUUAGCUGGAGGUAUGUUCUGGUCCAUAGAUACCGAUGAUUUUCUUGGAAAGUGUGGUACUAAAUUCGAAUUAACCACCGCUCUGAAAAAUUGUCUAGCAUCUUCUAACAAUCCAACAACUACAACCGCUAAAACCACAACACUAUCUUCCACCACUCAAGUUCCUGUAACAUCGACAACCUCUACUGCCGCUGUAGUUACAACGACUACUUCCGGUACAUUUGUCUGCCAAGCAACUGGCUAUUUCAGAGACCCUGUUAACUGUAAUAAGUACUACUAUUGCUCUGGUACAUACCGUUAUGAUUUCAAUUGUCCUGGCGGCUUGUUUUUCAACACGCAAUAUAAUUAUUGUGAUUAUCCUUAUAAUGUUCCGUGCCCAUAAUGAAACAUGGCAGAACAGAAAACAAGUUAUCAAUACGACGUUGAUACAUAGCA
This is a messenger RNA of Topomyia yanbarensis, 1569 nucleotides long. Its product is annotated as acidic mammalian chitinase-like. The coding region runs from base 68 to 1516 and encodes 482 amino acids. Gene Ontology annotation, biological process: carbohydrate metabolic process; chitin catabolic process. The transcript is spliced from 4 exons. Gene Ontology annotation, cellular component: extracellular region. Gene Ontology annotation, molecular function: chitinase activity; chitin binding. Lineage: Eukaryota; Metazoa; Arthropoda; Insecta; Diptera; Culicidae. The record is from RefSeq and is a predicted model, not a curated record.